AUGGCAUCCUGGCUCCAGAUCCCCCGCAACUCGCCCUUUUCCCUAGCAAACAUCCCCUUCGGCAUCAUCUCCACCGUCAAGAACACUGCACGAGUCCCAGCCAUUGCCAUCGGUGACUAUGCCUUGGAUCUGAGCAUCUUCGCCUCCUCCGGCGGCUUCUCCCAGCUCCCCUCUAUCCAGGCGCAUCUCGACGUGUUCAGCCAGCCCACUCUCAACGCAUUUGCGGCGCUGGGUCGUCCUGUCCACCGACAAGUCCGUGAAUAUCUCCAGGCAAUAUUCAAGGCGGAUACGCCCUACCCACGGCUCCUCCGGGACAAUGCCAGUCUGCAGGAUGAAGCCCUCCUGCCCCUGUCGGAGGUGACCAACCACCUCCCCAUGCAGAUAGGCGACUACACGGACUUCUACGUGGGGCUAAACCACGCCUUCAACGUAGGCGUUCUCUUCCGCGGGCCCGAGAACGCCCUACAGCCAAACUACAAGCACCUUCCUGUUGCCUACCACGGCAGGGCCUCGUCCGUAGUCGUCUCUAAGACCCCCGUUCGUCGUCCAAACGGCCAGAUCCUCGCACACCCCACAGCCACCCCGAAAAUCCCCGUGUUCUCCCCCUGCCGGCGGCUCGACAUCGAACUCGAGCUGGCUGCCUUCGUUUGCAAGGGUAACGAGCUGGGGAAGCCCGUCCCCAUCGACGAAGCGGAGGAUCAUAUCUUCGGUCUGGUCCUCAUGAACGACUGGUCCGCCCGCGACAUCCAGGCGUGGGAGUAUGUGCCGCUGGGCCCGUUUAAUGCGAAGAACUUCGCCACAACCAUCACGCCCUGGGUCGUGCUGUUGGAUGCCCUGGAGCCGUUCCGGGCGGCCAAUCUCGAACCGGGGAAUCGAGAGUCGCUACUCCCGUAUCUGCGCGAGAAGCGUGCCGUGAACGGGUACGAUAUCGCUCUGGAAGUCGAGAUUACGAAUUCCGGUGGCAAGCCGACGGUUGUCUCAAUGACGAAUUCGAGGAAUCUGCUGUUUUCGUUUUCGCAGAUGUUGGCGCAUCAUACUAUUACCGGGUGUAAUUUGAAUACGGGGGAUUUGCUGGGGAGUGGGACGAUUUCUGGGACGGAGGAGCGCAGUCAGGGGAGUCUUUUGGAGCAGACGAAGGGGAAGGAGCCGAUUAGCUUGGCGGAUGGGUCGAAGAGGUUGUUUUUGGAGGAUGGAGAUACUGUUGUUCUGCGGGGCGUUGCGGGUGCCGAGGGUGGUUAUGUUGGCUUUGGGGAUUGUGUAGGGACGAUUGUUCCGGCUCUUAAGCUGGAUUGA
Monascus purpureus is the source of this 1293-nucleotide messenger RNA. The record is from the annotation of a GenBank genome assembly. NCBI's taxonomy places the organism in Eukaryota, Fungi, Ascomycota, Eurotiomycetes, Eurotiales, Aspergillaceae.